GCCUCGUGUUCACAUCGUGCUCGUGUUAAUAUCAUUUUAAUAUUGUGCUGCCUCGUGUUCAAAUCGAGUCGUGUUGGUGUCAUAAUAAUAUUGUGCUGCUUUAUUUUCUAUAAACAAAUUAAACAAAAAAAUGGACGAAGAGGACUACGCUAUUGUCAGCUUUGAAGACGGCAUGGGAAUCGUCUGUUCCACGUGGUUGGUUUACGAGGAGGGAUUAUUAGUCGGAAGUUUGUACCCUUCAAAUAUUUCUGCCAAGGAAUUGGUGAAAAUUUUAUUAGCUAAACGACCACUAGAUAUGGAAAACAGUGCAUUCUAUAAAAUAAUAGAGUUUCACCGAUUCGCAGCGAAUUAUGAAUCAGCAAACAAAAAGCUGCAAUUGUUUGAAAUAAUGACUGAUUACGAAAGUGACGAAAUAAAAACUGCAGAUAAAUUAAAAAAAACGCGACAUUCAAGGGCGAUAAAAAUAGAAAAAGAUUUUGAAUUGGGAAAUACGUCGAUAAAAAGAAAACCUUUAGCUCCCAUUGAAAAUGGAAUUAAAUCAAAAAUGAUGGCCAUUGAAAAGCCAUCAGGAGAGAUUGAACCACCCGAAAUCGUUGCAUCCGAAGUGGAAAUAAAACGAAUAGAAGCCGAGGGACAACCAUUGCAAGAUCCAGAAGAACAACAACUUCAAACAGAACCAGCGGAAGAGACUGUACAGAAGGUGAAAGAACCUGAAGUAAGAGCCGAUAAACAAACAGUCCAUAAAAAAACGCAAGAGAUUCCAAAUGGUAAAAUUGAUACUGGAAUGAUUUUUAAAAAAUUAUGUACGCUCGAGCAAAAAUUAAAUCAUCUAUCGAAUGAUGGGAAGGAAAGGCUUAACGCAUUUGGAGAUGGCGAUUUGAAAAUGUUCCCAAUCAAAACGGUCAAGGAAAUGACUUCCGUGGAGGGUUUACUAGAGUCCUCCCGAUUCAUAAAGAAAGUGAUUUCAUCAUUUAUGUCCCUUGGAAAGUGCUCUAACCUGAACAAAACUGUUGCUAAUGUACUUAACCAUUUGAUCACUUUUGAAGUUGGGACCAAGUAUACUUUUAAAGGUCAAAGUGCCAAUAAGAAGCCAGCUUUUGAAAAAUUAAAAAUUUGUGCAGUUAUUAUCAGAGCUCUUGUGAACACGGGAGAGACUCAGGAGUCAAUAAAGAAAGGGAUCCAAGACUGGCUCCAUCAUGCGAAACAAAACGCCCAACGUUUGAAAGCCCUUCAAGAAAAACGCCGUGCAAAUGAAAUUUUAGCUGCAGUCGAAAGUGAUGUAUCUUCUAAUGAAGAAUAAAAAAUGAAAUAUAAGGAUAUAUUUCUCAACCCGAAACAGUUCGCUCAGCAAACGUGAAACGUACGAAC
Messenger RNA from Leptopilina boulardi, 1368 nucleotides. RefSeq lists its product as uncharacterized. NCBI's taxonomy places the organism in Eukaryota, Metazoa, Arthropoda, Insecta, Hymenoptera, Figitidae. The transcript has 8 exons. Bases 131 to 1300 code for a protein of 389 amino acids. The record is from RefSeq and is a predicted model, not a curated record.